UCGUGGCCACGCCCCUCGGCUUCGCUGCCUCCCCGUGCGCAGGCGCGGCGGAGGGCUCGGCCGGGCGGCGCGGUCAGCUGAGCGGGGUGUCACGUGACCGCGCGGCCCAGGGAGCGCGCCCGGCCGGGGCCGCUGCGGAGGGGGGCGGCGGCGAGGGACCAUGUCCACGCGGCGCCUGCGCAGCGAGGACUACAACGACUACAGCUCCACGGACGUCACGCCCGAGGGGAGCCCCCCCGGGGGCAUCAACGGCUUCGCGCACCCCGAAUCCUACCAGCGCUUCGGGGAGACCAACGGCACCACGUGGUACCAGACCCUGAUCCACCUCCUGAAGGGGAACAUCGGCACGGGGCUGCUGGGGCUGCCUCUGGCUCUGAAGAAUGCCGGCAUCCUGCUGGGUCCUCUGAGCCUGCUGGUGAUGGGCAUCGUGGCCGUGCACUGCAUGAGCAUCCUGGUGAAAUGCGCCCAUCACUUCUGCUACAGGUUCCAGAAGCAGUUUGUGGACUAUGGAGGAGCCGUGAUGUACGGGCUGGAGUCCACCCCCAGCGCCUGGCUGCGGACACACGCCGUUUGGGGAAGGCGCGUGGUGGGGCUCUUCCUGAUCCUCACCCAGCUGGGUUUCUGCUGCGUCUACUUCGUCUUCCUGGCGGACAACCUGAGGCAGGUCGUGUCCGCUGCCAACGACACCACCACCGACUGCAACUCGAACCGCACGGUGGCCCUGACCCCCACCAUGGACUCCCGGCUCUACAUGCUGUCCCUGCUGCCUUUCGUGGUGCUGCUGUCGUUCAUCCAGAACCUCAAGGUCCUGUCCAUCUUCUCCAUGCUGGCCAACGUGGCCAUGCUGGUCAGCCUUGUGGUCAUCUACCAGUACAUCGUCAGGGACAUUCCCGAUCCCAGCAACCUGCCCCUGGUAGCAGCCUGGAAGACCUACCCUCUGUUUUUUGGCACGGCUAUCUUUGCUUUUGAAGGCAUCGGGGUGGUGCUGCCUCUGGAAAACAAGAUGAAGAACCCGCGGCAGUUCCCGGUGAUACUCUACGUGGGGAUGACGAUCGUCACCAUCCUGUACAUCAGCCUGAGCGUGCUGGGCUACCUGCGUUUUGGGGCGAGCAUCCAGGCCAGCAUCACGCUCAACCUGCCCAACUGCUGGUUAUACCAAGCUGUCAAGCUGCUCUUCUCCUUUGGGAUUUUCUUCACGUACGCCGUGCAGUUCUACGUGCCCGCCGAGAUCAUCAUCCCUCCCCUCGUCGCCCGUGUGUCGGAGCGCUGGGGCUGGGUGGUCAACCUGCUCCUCAGGGUGGCCCUGGUUAGCGUGACCUGCGUGCUGGCCAUCCUCAUCCCGCGCCUGGACAUCGUCAUCUCCCUGGUGGGCUCCGUCAGCAGCAGCGCCCUGGCUCUCAUUCCCCCGCUGCUGGAGAUCGCCACGUACUACGUGGAGGGCAUGCACCCCCUGCUCAUCGCCAAGGACGUGGCCAUCAGCCUCAUCGGCUUUGUGGGCUUCGUGGUGGGGACGUACGAGGCGCUGGUGGAGCUGGCUACGCCCGCGGCCGUUAUCAAUGGCACCAGCGUCUCGGCGCAGUGACGGUCCCCCCGGCCCCCCUGAGUGCUCUGCUGGGGGCACGAGGGACAGGUUGCCCCUGGGGAUGCUCUCCCUUCUCCUCCUGCAAGUCCCGGUGGGUUUGGGAUGGGGCUGCCUGGCUGGGGAGGAGGGAUCUGGCCCU
This is a messenger RNA of Anas platyrhynchos (mallard), 1721 nucleotides long. RefSeq names its product proton-coupled amino acid transporter 1. Gene Ontology annotation, cellular component: vacuolar membrane. NCBI's taxonomy places the organism in Eukaryota, Metazoa, Chordata, Aves, Anseriformes, Anatidae. Gene Ontology annotation, molecular function: amino acid:proton symporter activity; L-alanine transmembrane transporter activity; glycine transmembrane transporter activity. Gene Ontology annotation, biological process: proton transmembrane transport; L-alanine transport; glycine transport. The record is from RefSeq and is a predicted model, not a curated record.